Messenger RNA from Paramecium sonneborni, 626 nucleotides. The record is from the annotation of a GenBank genome assembly. Lineage: Eukaryota; Ciliophora; Oligohymenophorea; Peniculida; Parameciidae.
AUUUAAUGUUGUAAUUCUUCUUAUCAAGUCCUAUAGAUGGCAUGUCUUAUUAUAUUUGGUUAAAUAAGCCAAUAAAGGCAUCACUAAGUGAUGGAAAUUAUAUGGCUCCAUUUUAUUUACUCUUUCCUUCAUUAUGGAUAGAAAAUAAAAUUAACAGAAAUGCUUAUCCAACUAAGUUAGAAUGCAUUAAGAAAUGUUUACUUCAUAUUGCCUUUUAUCCUUUAACAGUUAUUUUAAUCAAUGCAAUAGCAAAGAAUUUAUUUAUAACUGAUAGUUUUAAGGAUAUUUUUCAGAAUAAAGGAUUUUUUGGAUUUUUUUCAGGUCUUCCAUAUUAAUUAUUGAUGCAAAGCUUAUUAGUUUUUUAAAAUUAUUUUUUCAUAGAAAAUGAACAUGUUGAUAAUUUCAGAAUGGGAGUUUGGAUAAUAUUUUAAAUAAUAAAUGUUCCAUUACAGAUUUUAUUUUCAUCUUUACGAUUAAAAUCAAUAAGUGGAAUAUCUGAACUAUUAAAUAUAGGAUCUGGUUGGUUAUUUGGAUUGGUGAGUUAAUGUAUUAAAUAGUUUAAUUCUUUAAAGUAAGAAUUGGUAAAAGCAAAAGAUCCAAGAGCAAGAAAAUUUAUAGGAGGAUGA